AUCAAGACCACCGUUAAAACGAAAGGAGAACUGAUCAUUCAAUUAACAGAAGUGUUGAAUGUAAACUGAAAUUUGAGAUGGAUAAAAAACACAAAGACCUUCUCAGGACAAAUCGCUCCUAUCUUGUGGAGCAGAUAUCGGACCUGCAUGGUAUACUAGAUGACCUGACAGAAUCAAACAUCAUUAAUGAAAACAUGCGCCAAGAAAUUGAGUCCAAAGAUACAAAGGAUAACAGAACCAGGGAAUUUUUCAACAUUUUGCCCAAAAGAGGACCUAAAGCCUUCGAUUUGUUUUGUCAUUCUCUUGUUAAAAGACACCACGGACAUGUUGCGGUUCAUUUAGAUCCGUUCUAUGCUACCCUUAUCCCAGAGGAUCAAAAGACAUAUAGUUUACGGAAUGAGAAAGCAGGAGGCGAUGUAAAGGCCAAUGACAAAGAGUUUGAUAAAGGGUUUAAAAAUAAAAACAAGCAAAUGGGAAAGACAGCUAAAGAGGAUGAAAAAACAAAUUAUUCUCAACCACUCUCAGUACCAGUUCCAGGAUUAUCACCAAAAGAUCCAUUUAAGUCAAAAGAAAAUUACCCAUCGUCCAAAAUCAAAGGAACUUCCCAAGGUACUGGUGCAACUGGCGAGUCCGUAAUUAAAUCAAGUGAACCUGGCAAAAGUCCAGGGAAGGGAGUAAUGAACAAGCCAAGUGCAAAGAUUAAACCACUUCCACCGGACAAGGAUCUGAAUGUUGAAAAUCCUGAGUCUUUGCUUCCAGAGAGCUUACCAGAUCCAAAUUAUGCAAAAGAUGAGGUAUUUGAGAAGGAAGAAGAAGAUGAUGGUGCGGAUUUGCCAGAGACUGCUGUUGACUGGCCAACUGGUCCCAAAUUAGAUCUUGGUCCAUUCUCUACGAUUUUUAAAGUAACUACUCAAGCGCAGGCACAAGCAGUUACGUAUCGAAAUGCAUAUCCCAUGACUGGAAAGAGAAAAUGUUUGGUGAUAUCCAACCAACACUUUGCAGAAAGAUACAAAAUUCGGAGUGGCGGUGACAAUGAUAGAUACAGAUUUCAGAACGUCAUGAAGGAACUCAAUUUUGAGUACAACCUCACAGCCAAUGUAAAGAAGGAGGGGUUACUUGCUUGGUUAGUAGCGGAACGGGAAAAGAUUACCGAAGAUACGUGCGUAUUUAUGUUAGUGAUCAUGUCGUAUGGUUCCAAGGGUGAUAUUUUGUGUGUGGACGGCGACAUGAUAUCUCUACAGGAGAUAGUGGACAUGUUUUCCAGCAAGAAUUGCAAGGCGCUGCAAGGAAAGCCUAAGAUUGUCCUGGUACAAGCGGGUGGAAUCAUUCUUGCCGAUAGCAGUGAAACACAAAUGGAUGUAAGCAGCCAGACAAAACAAAUGACGUCCCGAUUAAGCAGACUUAGUCUUGGUAGCUGCUCCUCAUUCAGUCUUACAAACCUGGGUUACGAUGAUGAGAACGAUUGCAAAGGCAAGAGCGACGAUACCUCUUCAGAGGGGGCUUCCUUUUCAGACCCAGUUGAAGAAGAAAAUGAGCCCCCGUCUUGUGCAGAGGGGGGAGUGGAUGUCAAUGACAAUUCUGAUUUUGUUGUUGCUGUUGCAACAAGCGCAGAUGACGACAAUCCAGCCUUUUGCUCACUGUUUAUACUGGCAUUGUCAUAUAUCCUGUGCAAAUACUCGUAUACAGAUCACUUUCUGACUAUACUUAAAAAGGUAAAUCGACUAAAACUUGACAAGACCACCGAAGAACGGGUAGAAAUAUGCCAGUACAAGGACGCUCUUACAAAGAAACUGUUCCUUCAACCUCUGUAGAUGGAUUUAAGCUGUGAUAUUGUUUGUACCAGCCUGUGCACCUCUUGUUUUAUCUACUGGGGUUUUCCCUGUAGUUCCUUUGACUUUUUGUUAUCUUUUUUCAGUUAUUAUCAAAUGUAGCUCGUCCGUGUUUCGAAUGAAAAAGAUCGAAGUAUUGCCGUUGAGUUUUUGCCGUCGGUCUUCGUAAAAACUGUUUUAAUCUUGGCCAAAGUAUUAAUUAUUUUCAAGAUAUGUUGAUGAAUCUUAUUACAUAUGUUGACAGUUACAAUGCGCAAUCAUACUUCAUAUUGUGGGCAUCAAUAAGUGUUGAGUUGUGUCGUCAAUAAUUUUAUAGUUUUAUUGUUCUUAUUCUCAUACAUGUAGAAUACCUUACAACAUUGGCAUCAAUAAGUGUGAAGUUGAUCCGUUUUAAUGUUUAUAUGUGUAGAAUACCUCACAACAUUGGCAUCAAUAAGUGUGAAGUUGUUCCGUUUUAAUGUUUAUAUGUGUAGAAUACCUCACAACAUUGACAUCAAUAAAUGUGGAGUUGUACAGUUCUAAUUCUCAAAUGUGUAGAAUACCUCAAUAUUGGCUUUAAUAAUUGCUGGGUUGUACGAUUCUGUCAUUGGACGAUAUUGGGUAUAAUGAUAUCAAAUUGCUAACAUAUCGUAUAUGUUAAUAAUUCAUAUACCAAAAUGUAUAACAAUAAUUUAUAAAUGAUAGGAAACAUAUAAUAUAUGUUAUGUGUGUAAUUGAUAAAGCCAAAAUAAAUAACAAUUUAUAAUAUGGGCUAGACCCCAGAUGAUCCCAAAAUCGGCAAAUACAUUAUUUCCGCAUAACAAGCAUACAAUUUAUUUUCAAUUUGAGCUUAUAUGAGGCCGUUAAUGCAUCAUAUUACUUUAUUAAAAUUAAUAUUUUGUCGCUAUCUCAUCUGAGUUUACCCGUUUAAAAUAGCGCAUAAUGGCUUCCCAGUGUAUAGUGUGUAUAUUUAGCAUGUAAAGAUGACGUGAUUAGCACAUAUGCAUAUACCGACGCUCUUUUAAUUAACUGGGAUUUACGUGGUAGACAAACCCAGUAAAUUUCGGAUUGGAAAAAACUGCGAAAGAUGCAUGUGUCGUAAGCGAUGUGAUACAUCAGUAAGUAAGAUUUAAUGCAUUGUACACAACGGUAUCAAUUAUAUGUUUUCGACAAAUUUCUUUUGAUUGCAAUUGUAACACUUGGUGUCAAGUCCCUUUAAUGAUGAAUCAAGUCUACCCCUUUCUUGAGAUAUGGUAGUUUCAUACUUGAGUAAUGAUAUCGUUCAUGUGUACUUCGUUUAAUGUUACCGUAUAUGUUUAUUUAUAUCCGUUGUUGUUUGUAACCGUUUUCAUUACUUGUUGUGUAUUAAGUGCAAUUAUGUGUAUUGUCGGAGUAAGAAAGUUUAAAAGGUACUUGUAUUGUAAAAUGAUCCUCGAAAUAAUUGUUACACACCUACACUCCAUUCCAUUCAUUAACAAAAUAUAAUACUUGUAAUACAUGUAUAAUCAGGAUAAAUAUGUU
This is a messenger RNA of Mya arenaria, 3329 nucleotides long. Its product is annotated as cell death protein 3-like. Gene Ontology annotation, molecular function: cysteine-type endopeptidase activity. The record is from RefSeq and is a predicted model, not a curated record. Gene Ontology annotation, biological process: proteolysis; regulation of apoptotic process. The coding region runs from base 78 to 1811 and encodes 577 amino acids. The transcript has 10 exons. Lineage: Eukaryota; Metazoa; Mollusca; Bivalvia; Myida; Myidae.